Balaenoptera acutorostrata (minke whale) is the source of this 8720-nucleotide messenger RNA. It is a transcript of the gene NEBL, whose product is annotated as nebulette. Gene Ontology annotation, molecular function: actin filament binding. Gene Ontology annotation, biological process: cardiac muscle thin filament assembly. Gene Ontology annotation, cellular component: Z disc; focal adhesion. NCBI's taxonomy places the organism in Eukaryota, Metazoa, Chordata, Mammalia, Artiodactyla, Balaenopteridae. The transcript is spliced from 30 exons. The coding region runs from base 172 to 3174 and encodes 1000 amino acids. The record is from RefSeq and is a predicted model, not a curated record.
UCUUUGAGGGCAAGCAGCAUUUCUUGUACAUGUUUGAAUCCUCCAGAACAGAGUGCUUUGACUCACAGUGGAGAGACAAUAAGAAUUUAUUGUAUGAUGGGAAAUGAGAAAAAUAGCAGCCACUGAAGUCUGACGCAGGUGUUCUUUAAGCCUGUUAUUGAAGACCUGAGCAUGGAAUUGGCCAGAAAAUGCACCGAACUCAUUAGUGAUAUCCAUUAUAAAGAAGAGUAUAAAAAGUCUAAAGACAAGUGUACAUUUGUGACUGACACGCCUAUGCUAAAACAUGUAAAACAUAUUGGCGCUUUUAUUUCUGAGGCAAAAUACAAAGGCACCAUUAAGGCGGACCUUUCCAAUUCUCUUUAUAAGCAGAUGCCAGCCACAAUUGACAGUGUCUUUGCAAGAGAAGUUACACAGCUACAGAGUGAGAUUGCUUACAAGCAGAAGCACGAUGCUGCCAAAGGAUUCUCAGAUUAUGCCCACAUGAAGGAACUGCCUGAGAUCAAACAUGCCAUGGAGGUCAAUAAGCAUCAGAGUCACUUUUUUAUAGAACGCCAUCUCGUCUUGAGAAGAGUGCCUAGAGAAUGGGGUCCCAUCUGUCGUCGUCCCAACACAAUUUUUUAUAGAAAAGAUGUGCAGGACACCCACAUGUAUAAUGCGGAGCUUGACAGACCAGACAUCAAGAUGGCGACACAGAUCUCCAAGAUCAUAAGCAAUGCUGAAUACAAGAAAGGGCAAGGAGUAAUGAAUAAAGAGCCCGCUGUAAUUGGAAGACCAGAUUUUGAACAUGCUGUGGAAGCUUCUAAACUUUCUAGUCAAGUUAAAUACAAAGAAAAAUUUGAUAAUGAAAUGAAGGAUAAGAAACAUCAUUACAAUCCUCUUGAAAGUGCUUCUUUUAGGCAAAGUCAGCUGGCCACUGCCCUGGCGAGUAAUGUGAACUACAAGAAAGACAUUCAAAAUAUGCAUGAUCCAGUUUCAGAUCUCCCAAACUUGUUUUUAAACCAUGCUUUGAAAGCCAGCAAAAUGCUCAGCGGACGAGAGUAUAGAAAGCUUUUUGAGGAAAACAAAGGCAUGUAUCAUUUUGACACGGACGCUGUGGAACACCUGCACCAUAAAGGCAAUGCCAUGCUCCAGAGUCAGGUUAAGUACAAAGAAGAGUAUGAGAAAAAUAAGGGGAAAUCGAUGCUUGAAUUUGUUGAGACACCAUCAUAUCAAGCUUCAAAGGAGGCUCAGAAGAUGCAGAGUGAGAAAGUUUACAGAGAGGAUUUUGAGAAGGAGAUCAAAGGAAGGUCAUCGAUGGAUUUAGACAAGACUCCAGAGUUUUUACAUGUAAAGUACAUCACCAGCCUUCUGAAGGAGAAGGAAUAUAAAAAAGAUUUGGAAAAUGAAAUAAAAGGGAAAGGAAUGGAACUUAAUUCAGAAGUACUUGAUAUUCAGAGAGCAAAACGUGCAUCUGAAAUGGCUAGUGAGAAAGAAUACAAGAAAGAUCUGGAGUCAAAAAUUAAAGGGAAGGGAAUGCAAGUUGGCACUGACACCCUUGGAAUUCAGCAUGCCAAAAGAGCUUCCGAGAUAGCUAGUGAGAAAGAUUAUAAAAGAGAUCUGGAGACUGAAAUUAGAGGGAAAGGCAUGCAGGUGAGCACAGGUACCCUCGAUAUCCAGAGAGCUAAGAAAGCAUCUGAAAUGGCCAGCCAGAAAGAAUAUAAGAAAGACUUAGAAAAUGAAAUUAAAGGGAAAGGAAUGCAAGUGAGCAUGGAUAUCCCGGAUAUGCUUCGAGCCAAGAGGGCAUCUGAAAUCUAUAGCCAGAAAAAGUAUAAAGAUGAGGCAGAGAAGAUGCUUUCUAGCUAUUCUACUGUGGCAGAUACUCCUGAAAUCCAGAGAAUUAAGACAACUCAACAAAACAUUAGUGCGGUGUUUUAUAAGAAAGAAGUAGGAGCUGGCACAGCAGUAAAAGAUACUCCAGAGAUUGAACGAGUGAAGAAAAAUCAGCAGAAUAUUAGUUCAGUAAAAUACAAGGAAGAGAUGAACCAUGGAACAGCCAUUUCUGAUCCACCAGAGCUCAAGAGAGUUAAAGAAAACCAGAAGAACAUCAGCAAUCUCCGGUACAAAGAGCAAUGUUACACAGCAACUCCAGUGAGCAUGACGCCAGAGAUAGAGAGAGUGAGGAAAAACCAGGAGCAUCUGAGCACGGUAAAAUACAGAGGAGAGAUUAAACAGGCAACGGCAAUUUCUGAUCCACCAGAGCUGAAGAGGGUUAAAGAAAACCAGAAGAACCUCAGCAAUGUUUAUUAUAAAGGUCAGCUGGGAAGAGCUACGGCUUUAAGUAUAACUCCUGAAAUGGAAAGAGUAAAGAAGAAUCAAGAAAAUAUUAGUUCGGUAAAAUAUACCCAGGACCAGAGACAGAUGAAAGGUAGACCAAGUCUGAUUUUAGAUACACCUGGUCUCAGACAUGUCAAAGAAGCUCAAAAUCAUAUUUCAAUGGUGAAAUAUCAUGAAGAUUUUGAAAAGACAAAGGGAAGGGGCUUCACUCCUGUUGUGGAUGACCCUGUGACAGAGCGAGUGAGGAAAAACACCCAGGUCGUCAGCGAUGCCGCCUAUAAAGGGGUCCAUCCUCACAUCGUGGAGAUGGACAGGAGACCUGGAAUCAUCGUUGACCUCAAAGUUUGGCGCACAGAUCCUGGCUCCAUCUUCGACAUUGAUCCCCUGGAAGACAAUAUUCAGUCUAGAAGUCUACAUAUGCUCUCUGAAAAGGCGAAUCAUUAUAGGAGACAACGGUCUCGAUCUCAUUCGAGCAGUACUUUUGGUACAGGUCUGGGAGAUGACAAAUCAGAAAUAUCCGAGAUUUACCCUAGCUUUUCGUGCUGCAGUGAGGUAACAAGACCGUCUGAUGAAGGAGCACCUGUUCUUCCUGGAGCCUACCAGCAAAGCCAUUCUCAAGGGUAUGGGUACAUGCAUCAGACCAGCUUGUCAUCCAUGAGGUCAAUGCAGCAUUCACCAAAUCUAAGGACCUACCGAGCCAUGUACGAUUACAGUGCCCAGGAUGAAGAUGAAGUCUCCUUCAGGGAUGGCGACUACAUCGUCAAUGUGCAGCCCAUCGACGACGGCUGGAUGUACGGCACGGUGCAGAGAACUGGGAAAACCGGGAUGCUUCCGGCGAAUUACAUUGAGUUUGUUAAUUAAUCAUUUUUCCUUGCCCUUUGAGCUUUGUUCUAAUGUACACUAAACGUAAUCUUUUUAAAAGAUAGACGAUACUUUUAAGACAACUUGGCAGUUAUUUUACAGUAAUCUAUCCUUCCUUUGACAAUUAGACACGCAGGUACCAGGAAGAAGGAAUGACUUCUGGGCUGAAAACAGCAGCAUUUUCGAUAAUUCGUAUAAACAAAAUAAUUAGGUCUGGAGACCUGGUGCUGCUAAUUGUGUUAAUGGUUUCCUUUGAUUGGCUAUCGUGAACCCUUCUGGGGAAAUGUAUUUUUGUAGACUUUAAUAGAGACGUUGAUUGUCCCUUAAAUGUCACAAGUAUAUGAAAUUUCUUCGCUGUCACUUUGGAAUCACCAGAAGCCAGUCCUCUUAAUCCAGUAACACAGCCGAUGAUUUAAAAACCAUUUAGCUUUUGAGUCACGAGGCAAUUUCCAAUUCAAGUGAAAAUUGCCUAAAUAUAUUAAAUGUAAGCAGUGGCAGAAUGACAGUUUGGUUAAAAUUAUAUUGACUGGUGGCCUUAGGGAUCUAGAAACUUCUACUGAACAAAGAAAUUUCCUUGUUCCCUGGGCCAACUUGGGUCUAUUUAUUUCUCAUUUGUACCAAGGUGUAUCCUACUCUCCAUUUACAUUCUAUGGACCUAAGUAUAUGCUUGGCUGCAUAGAAUGUCAGGACCAAAUAACUUCACAGCUACUCUACAAAGGGCAAAUUUUAAGGUCAUCUAUAUUAUUUCCCUAAUACUAAUAGCCUUUACCCUGUUGCAUGUCAUGUAGGUUCAAGCUUCUGUAACAUAGGCAGCUGCACUGCCUGUUCCUGUUAUUAAAACAAAAAGUGUGGCCGAUAUCUAAAAGCCCUUUCCUCUAGUUGCCAGCUCAUCAGAAAAACAUAACUUGAAAAGUUGCUUGAGAUUCUCUUGCCGCAUUGCACUCUAGAUUUGAAGGAUUUACACCUUAGGAAAUAGAUGUAUACUCUAGCAAAUAAGUGAUUUAGGUGUUUAUUGAACAGCUUUCAUUAACUUAAUGCCGCUAUUGAUUUAAAAGCAAAGAAAACUUCAUAAAAGCCAGUUACAAAGUUGGAAUAUGAAGUGUGCUGGGGGAAGCCAGCGAACAAAAGAUUACCAGCUCUGCACACAGAGACAGGUGAUCUGGUUUCUUAUUUGGGAAAAUGGUAUUCAGAUUCUGGAAUGGAAAUCUAGCCACUGAAACCGCUUAAUGAAAAGACUUCCUUUCCACUUUCUGGUUUUUAUUUUGUAAAUCACAUCCAGGGGUGAGAUUGGGAUGUCACCAGAGAUUUGAGGUACAGGCCCAACAGGUUGUUCAUUAAAAAAGAGAUCGUUGUCACAUUUUCAUUUCCAAAUGAGUGACUUUGCAGGCUCUUGCUGGAUUCACAGCUGUGACCGUCAUGUCGUGAAGUUUUACCUGGAGUCCACAGUCAAGAUCACUGGAGAGACUAAGGUCCAUCAGCAACUCUGUGUUUUUCUGACCAUGCGGUUAGUGAGACUUGCAACAGGGUAGCAGUCAUGUAGGGUCUGACUCUACAGCUGUAAUGAAACUGAAAAAGUAAAGUUACAAAAAUGUAAUCAAAUGUAUGGGCCUUGGGGCUUUCUGCCUUAAUGAUAUAUUCAAAGAAAUUAACAAAAUAUGCUGUAAAACAUCUUCUACUGAAAUGUUUAUUGGUCCAAAGGCAAAUGUUAAUUCAUUUACACCUUUGAAAAGUAAGCACAUCAUUUUGAAAAUCUGUAGUCUUAUUUUUAUCGGGCUAAAAGAGUAAUUAAAUAAGCUUUAUUACAUUCAAGCUGCAUCUACAUGACACUGAUGUAAAAUUGAAAAGAGAAAAAUUCAGGCAAAUAACUAGAGAUUUUUUGAGGGGGUUUUACAUAUUACCACAUAGCCAGCUUGGCUGAUUUUCUAUCAUUGAAAUGACCAGUUGUGAUUCAACUGAUUAAGCCCAUAUCGAUCUUGGUGUCUUAUACAAAAACCUGCAAAGACAAGCGGAACUUGCAAUAUUCUUGCAAAAAUUUCUGUGCAUUAAAACUGAGGGCAAUAAGCUUGCUUAGUUUUAUUAUACCAUUAAGUAAAUAUUUAAGAUUCACCCAGACAGACUACUUUUUUGUGAUUAUAAAAGAGUAGUUGUUGAUUAAAUUUGCAGAUGAAAUGUAAGACGGGUACAAUUUUUGAUAAAUAGCACAUUUACAGGAAGCUCAAAGGAAACCGAUUUGAAAUGAUGAUUAUAAUCGGGGAAGUAACCACAAAGUAACAGCUUGAUGUUACAUUGUUUUUCUCAUCCACUGAUUUCAAAAUCAAAUUCACUGAAUGUAAACGUCAAUACUUAUUUGGGGAAUAAUUCUCCUAAAAUUUUAAGCUUCACAUAAUGUUUGCAUAGUAAAAUGUUUCUGCUUUCCAGCCUUUAGGAAUUAAGAUCGGAUCAGAAUUUAACUAGAGGGCAGUUAUUUUACAAUAAAGACUGAGGGAGAACAAGUUGCACAUGUUCCUGAUGCUGUGAUUUGAUAGUGUUGUCACCAUUACUAAAGCCUGUCAGGAUAUUAAGCAUCUCAGCAGAAAUAUAGGAAACAAUAGAUGUAUAAAACCAAAGUGCUAUUUUUACAGCAUCAUUUUCAAAACUGUAUUCUCGAACAACUUUUCCCCUUUCCACACUCCCCCUCUCGCCUUCGAUUUGGCAGCAGGCAGAUGCUACAUAUAACGCUGACAACUCAAGAAGGGUUUCAAAAACAGUCCUUUUAAAAAUCAAGUUAAAGAAGACUGUGUAAAUGCCCGAGCACAGAGAGCAUGCACCUGAUUUUCUAAAUGUGUUCUCAAACCUGAUAAAAGCACAAGGGCAGUUUGAUACGCUUUUCAAAGUUCCGAAAACAGAGCUGUACGUGGAUCAUCUCUCUCUUGAGAAGAGCAUGGCAACAGAAUAUAUUGCUUUUGGUGUAAGUUUUUGUAGUAGGCGUUUUUACUAAUUCUCGUUCUUUGGGAGAGCUUUCUAUUUCUAACCUGUGGCAAGACAGAGUCUUCAUGUCUUCUUGUGAUUGUUUACACAUCCGCAGUGUAGCCCACUUUGAAAUAUUUAUCUGGUUGUCAGAUCUCCGCGCUGUCCCUGCAUCUUCUCAGGCCUCCCCCACCUCAGAGACCACACAGGAAUUUGCAAGCACAAUUCCCAGGAGCACCUUGUAUGAAUAUAGAUGCGAUUAGACCAGCCCCUCUCUUGCCACCAGGUUCAUUGCAUGAGGAUGACGAAGAUACAGUUUCGCCAGUCUCGCCACAGUCUUUCUUUCCUUAUCCUGCAUGUUGAGCUAGACAACACUCGGGGAUUUGGGAAGCAGACUUUUCUAAACACACAGUGGAAGCUCAAGAGGUGCACCUCUUAUUCAGGUUUGUCCAUCUCCAGUGGAAUGUUUUUGAUGAAAAGAUAAAGAAAAUGUGUGUGAUCCUUUAAUAACACCUCCCUAUAUAAAGUGGAUAUAUUAAUAGUUUAUACGAAAAUUAUAAUAUAGAGAUAUAACAAAAAUAUAGGUGCCUUUUUGAUUACCCUUGUUUAUUCACUGUGGUCUUGGAAAGAAAACCAAGCAAACAAGCUUCUGCCUAUUCUAUAGUAAUAUUUUAUUACAUGAUUGGUAUUUUUUAUGGUGGGGAAGUGAGAUGCUCCUGACAGAUACGAAAGGUGAUAGAUGAUUGUAUUUUACCUUUAGAGGUUUAGAAAAUACUGACUUCUUCCGUCUAUUUCUGAAAGGUUCUUUGUGGAUUUAUAUAUAGUUGAGAUGCAUAAACAUUAACUUUAGGUUUGAGAUUUAAAAUACCUAUUGUAAGAUAGAAGAAUUAUGUUAUGAGGCUGAAUUCAUGAACAAGAUGAAAUUCGCUUCAUAAAUUCAUUAUACCAUAGCUAUUUGCUUCUGAUAAUCUGAAAGUGGCUAGAGUACGGUUGUUUGGGGUAACUCGACAUGGAGGUGAGAAAGCUUUAGUUAAUAAGAAGCUGUGUAAACCAAGUUAAGAAUGCUAAAAUGAAGGUCUGUUUCUGAAGUAUUCCAUGCCCGUUAGGGUUCUUUCCAGGCACUGUCAACCAGUGCUGAUCCAAAAAAAAUCAAGACACUGUAUGAUGCUUCUGUGGCCAUCAUUCCCUGAUCCACAGGCCUGGAGUGACCCCUAAGGCAAAUCUCCUCCCCAGUUGUCCUUGUUACUUCAGUAUCUUCAUGGGAAUUCCAUAUGCUUUUUGUGUUUGAUAUGUGGUAUUCAAUUUGCAUAGUAUAUACUUCUUUGUAAUCCAGUUGCUGUUAAGAAUGAUUUAUCUUAAAGGAAAAGAGAAAACUGCAUCAUAGUUCCCUUCUUCAGUGUUCAUACAGUGAACUGCUGAGCAUUUAGAAGCAGCACCGAGUGUGUUACAGGAGGGGUGUGGAACCGUUGGUCUUUGACCUGUGAUUAAAACCCAAAAUUGAAUCAUUGUGCAGAUUGGCUUCUCUUUGCUUCAAAAUAUGUAGCAUUGUGGUUGAUGAUUCAUUUGCAAGAUUGUUCUAACUUUGAGAGCCUACAGUUUUACAGGAGACACUUCAUGUUUUUAAAAUGAAGGGGCUUACAGAACAAUACAAUGUUAUUAAUGUAAUCUGGCUUUUGUUAUGCAAAUUGUUAACACCAGCUAUUAAAAUAUAUUUUAGUAGAAAUGCUUUAAUUCAUGGUUUUUUCCUCUACACUGUGAAUCUUUAAGCCUUGGUGAACUAGAGCAACAUCGUGCUGCCCACAGGACUAACCUAUGCAAACUAGUUCACAUUUCAGUGGAUGUCACAGUAAUUGUGUAGCAAGACAUUAUUUCCCCCUGCAUAAUGGACAGCGGCAUUGAAAUAACACAUUAAGCCUAGCAUCAUGUAUGUAUAGAUAGUUACUCACAGACCCUUCACGGCUACCGUAAUCAUUAGUAUUACCAUUCGUGUAAGAGCAGAUCGCUGAUUUAUCUGUUAAAACGACGUCAACGAUGUCAGAACAAGAAUGACAGAUGGAUGCGUCGGCCUUGGCUUCCAAGUGGUCCCUGCAAGCGUUCUCCUGUGAUAGAACCGCGUUCUCAGAUGCGCUCUCUCCAGGGUAUUAUUAUUCUGUGUCUUCUUUCUGUAUUUGUAAAACAUUAUAACGCUUUAAUUUCCUAUCUCUACACAUUCGGUUUGCUUAAAUAAAUGCAGGAUAUAACAAAAUGGUCCCACUUGUUGGUUCUCACCUUGGUUUCUUGGAGCAGGGGUCAUUGGUAACACCCUGGGCAUGGGUUUAUCGAGACAACUCACGUCAGAUGGCCUCGAAGGUCUGUGGUGGCCUCAGUGCACUUACCUUGGUGAGUCAUUCAGAAUGUGUCUUCUUCCCCCAAAUAAACUUAGCUUUAAAUUAUAACAAUAUAUGCUUUUGCAAGCUCAAGUCUCCUUCUGAUUUUAUAUCAAAGUACUAUAGUAAUACAUCAUCGUAGUUCACUUCUUUCAAGGUUAAAUUCCUCACAUGUCCUCAAUAGUACAGUUUUAAUUUUCUUGUAUUUGUAAGAUGAAAGAAACAGCUUGCAGC